AUGAGAAACGGAAGUCUUCUACCUGAACGUCUUCUUGUUGAAUGGUUUGUUCAACUGGUGAUUGCACUUCAGUAUAUGCACGAAAGGAAUGUAUUACAUAGAGACUUGAAAACAAGAAAUAUAUUUCUAACACGUACGGAUAUCGUAAAACUUGGAGACCUCGGAAUAGCUAGGGUGCUAGAAUCUUCCAGUUCAAUGGCCACAACACUGAUUGGUACUCCUUACUAUAUGUCCCCAGAACUUUUCGCUAAUAGACCUUACAACCACAAGAAAACACAUCAUUCUCUUUUGGAAGCAACCAAGGAUCGCAAUACUAAUUGCUGGAAUCAUUCGUGUAUUGAAGAUGAUGUACAAAAUAUCAAUCGAAGUGCGGAAACUAAAAGUGAUGUCCCACUGGAAUCCACUGGAUCAAUAGACGGUGUAAAGGUGUUGAAUGUGGAAAUUGAAAAUGAAACUGAACAGCCAUUGGAUCAAAAGUCUAUAACAAGUAAUAACAACAGAGAUCUUGACGUAAAUAUACCGUCAGCGUUAAAAGACCCAAACAGUAACACAUUUGAUGAGGGUAGUGAAGAUAAAACCUCUGGGAUUUUACAAUCAGAGGAACGAAACAUCAGUGAAUCACAACAGAAUAUCUUCGGAGACAGCGAUCUUCCUGUUGAAUCAACUGAAGAUAUAAAGCAGUCACUGGACUCUGACCACAAAUGCUCACUAAAGCAUGUAUUACAACUUGAUGGGUGUGAAAUAAAGUCCAGAGGUACCAACCAGGAUAAGUCACUGCACAGGUACCUGUCAGAUGCUCGAUUACGUCGCCGUCAGAGACGUCGUAUGUCUGAAGCUGAAGGUGACCAACAUCACUUUCAACUUUUUCAACAUGAAAAUAAGCAAGAAAGCAAUCUCAUUCAUAAGUCUUUAGAUUCUAUUGAUGCGUGCAAUGAUAAUAACAAUAAUAACCGUAAUAAACUAUCCAAAACCCCAAAAUUUCAUUCCCAUUCAUUUCGUGUACUACCCGUAUCAAUGUUGCCCAAAUUACGAAAGCCAGGUAAUCGAGCUGAUAGUGAUCCUGGUGUUCAUAAAGUAACUAAAUAUGAUAUACUGAAUAAUGAUUCUGAAUCCAAUGAACACAAAAGUUCUGAAUUAUCUACUGACCAAAUAAACUGUGUUACAACAUCAAUCACUCCUGCAGUAUUCAACUCAUCAUCAGAUAUUAGUAAUAUUACAAAGAAUUCAUUAGUAUCUGAGUGUAAAUCAGCACCACAAAAAAAUGAAAGAACUUCUGAAAAUAUUAUUAGUAAAAAUCACACUGUUAAUACUACCGGGACGAGUAAUCUCUCAAAUAUCUUCAAAAAGAAGGAUUUGACUACAUGUACUGAAAUUCAUAAUGAUCACAACGACGAUAGGGAAAAUGGAAUAAACAGCCAGUUAAAAUGUCAAAAAGAUGCAGAGAUUGAAGAAAUUGUAAAUUAUUUAGCUGAUACAUUGAAGGAUGGCUGUCACCCAGGUGCUCCUGUGAUAUUUCCUCGUUGUAAGCGUGAAAGAAAAACGGUGUCUUCUAACAAAGAAUCUAAAAAUUGUGUAAAAGAGCAGCAAAAACCACUCGUUUGCAAUAGUGAGGAUAACGGACCAAUAGAACCAAAAGAAGAAACUAUCAAUCGAUCUGUACAUUUAAAGCAACGUUUUGUAGAAUUGCAUAAAGAGUGUUUAAAAAAUGUAGGUGUGAAGAAGUUACAUGAAGCUUAUGAAAUUCUAGAUCAAGAUUUAUGUUCAGUAUCCCAAGAAGCAUUAUUGAAGAAAAUACUUGGAGUAGACAUUUAUUCACAAUACAUGAAUAAAAUUUGGCAACUAAAAUUACUUGGACAGAAUGCAUUCGAACAAAAUCAAUCCAACUAAUACUGGAGCAGAAAAGUAUUUACGAUUAUCAAAGGAUACACCUUAUAACAAACUGCCCCAGUGAUUAUGUUCUUUCUCAUUUUCACGUAUGCCUUAUAUAUGGUAUUUUAAAUUACGACUGUAGCAAUAUGAAAUCUUUACAAUGUUUUCGUACAAAGUACUGUUUUCAUUCACUUUAAAAGAAAUAUUUAUCUCUAAUUAUGACCGUAAUUUUUAAAAAGCUUAUUUGUAAAAUGUGACAACUUUUACUGUGGCGUAAAAUAGGAAAUAACUUCUUUAUGCAGUAACGCUUCAUAGGAAACAUUUUUGUCUAAUUUCUUUUUUCUUUUGAGGUUUUCAUGAUACAAUAUAUAUUAAACUAUCAUUUUGUAAUACUAUAUGUAAAUAUAAGUAGCAUGGAAUUUUUUCA
Molecule: messenger RNA, 2296 nt
Organism: Heterobilharzia americana
Lineage: Eukaryota; Metazoa; Platyhelminthes; Trematoda; Strigeidida; Schistosomatidae
Source: the annotation of a GenBank genome assembly